Molecule: messenger RNA, 2156 nt
Organism: Erinaceus europaeus (western European hedgehog)
Lineage: Eukaryota; Metazoa; Chordata; Mammalia; Eulipotyphla; Erinaceidae
Gene: SLC17A8
Product: solute carrier family 17 member 8
Exons: 12
Coding region: 224-2005 (593 amino acids)
Biological process (GO): neurotransmitter loading into synaptic vesicle; monoatomic anion transport; transmembrane transport
Cellular component (GO): synaptic vesicle membrane; excitatory synapse
Molecular function (GO): neurotransmitter transmembrane transporter activity; L-glutamate transmembrane transporter activity
Source: RefSeq, a predicted model, not a curated record
UGUGUGUGUGUGUGUGUGUGUGUGUGUGCGCGCGCGCAUGUGGGUAGGGGGCUCUCUGGCUUUUGAAAGGUCUGGAUUGUAUCUGCUUUUCAGUCAUCACCUUCACGAGAACUGACUUCAGGGUGUUCACCAAGGAAAACAGAUUCCCACGCUGGAGAGGAGAGAGGAUGCCGUCUUCUGAGACUGGCUGUUAAGGACGGGCAGGUCCUCCCCUCCACUCAGAAUGCCUUUUCAAGCCUUUCACAGCUUUAAAGAAAAUAUCUUGAAGCCUGGAAAAGAAGGAGUGAAGAACGUCCUGGGAGAUUCACUGGGGAUUUUAAGAAGAAAGCUGGAUGGGACGCAUGAGGAGGAAGUCCACAUUGAGCUGAAUGAGGAAGGAAGGCCAGUGCCGUCCUCGCGGCGGGGCCCUCUGCCCUGUGACUGCGGCUGCUGGGGCGUCCCCAAGCGCUAUAUCAUCGCCAUCAUGAGCGGCCUGGGAUUCUGCAUUUCCUUCGGCAUUCGCUGCAAUCUUGGUGUCGCCAUUGUGGAAAUGGUCAACAACAGUACCGUCUAUGUUGAUGGCAAGCCAGAAAUUCAGAUAGCCCAGUUUGACUGGGAUCCGGAGACGGUGGGCCUUAUCCAUGGAUCAUUUUUCUGGGGUUAUAUCGUGACACAGAUUCCAGGAGGUUUCAUUUCCAACAAGUUUGCUGCUAGCAGGGUCUUUGGAGCCGCCAUCUUCCUGACGUCAGCUCUGAACAUGUUCAUCCCUUCUGCGGCCAGAGCGCAUUAUGGCUGUGUCAUGUGUGUCCGGAUUCUGCAAGGUCUGGUGGAGGGAGUGACCUACCCAGCCUGUCACGGGAUGUGGAGUAAGUGGGCCCCGCCUUUGGAGAGGAGCCGGCUGGCCACGACUUCGUUCUGUGGAUCCUACGCAGGGGCUGUGAUCGCCAUGCCCCUGGCUGGGGUGCUGGUACAGUACAUCGGAUGGGCCUCUGUCUUUUACAUUUACGGCAUAUUUGGGAUCACCUGGUACGGGUUCUGGCUGCUGCAGGCCUACGAGUGCCCGGCGGCUCACCCCACGAUAUCCAGUGAGGAGAGGACCUACAUAGAGACAAGCAUAGGAGCAGGGGCCCACAUGGCCAGUCUCACUAAAUUUAACACCCCAUGGAAAAGAUUUUUCACCUCAUUGCCGGUCUAUGCGAUCAUUGUGGCAAAUUUUUGCAGAAGUUGGACCUUUUAUCUGCUGUUAAUAAGUCAACCUGCUUAUUUUGAAGAGGUCUUUGGAUUUGCAAUAAGUAAGGUGGGCCUCCUGUCAGCGGUCCCUCACAUGGUCAUGACUAUCAUUGUGCCUAUUGGAGGGCAGCUGGCUGAUUAUUUAAGAAGCAGAAGAAUUCUGACCACCACUGCUGUCAGAAAAAUCAUGAACUGUGGAGGCUUUGGCAUGGAGGCAACGUUGCUGUUGGUGGUUGGCUUUUCCCACACCAAAGAGGUGGCUAUAUCUUUCCUGGUCCUUGCUGUGGGGUUUAGUGGCUUCGCUAUUUCAGGUUUCAACGUCAACCACCUGGACAUUGCUCCCUGCUAUGCCAGCAUUCUCAUGGGCAUCUCCAACGGAGUGGGAACCCUUUCUGGAAUGGUCUGUCCCCUCAUUGUUGGUGCAAUGACCAAGCACAAGACCCGCGAGGAAUGGCAGAAUGUGUUCCUCAUAGCCGCCCUGGUGCACUAUAGUGGGGUCAUCUUCUAUGGCGUCUUUGCUUCUGGGGAGAAGCAGGACUGGGCUGACCCCGGGAGCGUCUGUGAGGACAAGCGUGGAAUCAUAGACCAAGAUGAGCUAGCGGAGGAGACAGAGCUCAACCACGAGAGCUUCGCAAGCCUCCCAAAGAAGAUGUCAUAUGGAGCCACCACCCAGAACUGUGACGUCCAGAGGGAGUGGAGAGGACAGAGGGCAGUGACCUUGGAGGAGGAGGAGGGGGAGGAGGAGGAGCCGACAUCUUACCAGAACGGAGAAGGAGACCUCCCACACUCACCCUAAUGUCUGAAGGGCACAUUCAUUUUUUUCCCUCUACCCAGAACGAGAACGGACCUAGACCCAUUGGCUUCUUCAUACCCUGGCCUGCCAGAGGGGCAGAUAUCUAACAGAGGGGAACAUGAUGGGGGUGGGGUGGGGAGGACAGGACUCAGUG